AUGGACGGUGGCCAGACCUCUUCCAAUCCCGCCCCCGCUGGGAACUCCAGUGAUUUUGUACGCAAGCUGUACAAAAUGCUGGAGGACCCAACCUAUGCGUCUAUCGUACGCUGGGGUGAUGAAGGGGAUUCCUUUGUGGUAUUGGAGUGCGAGAAAUUCACCAAGACCAUCCUACCGAAACACUUCAAACACAGCAAUUUUGCCAGUUUUGUACGCCAACUGAACAAAUAUGACUUCCACAAGGUGCGACAAAACAACGAAGAAAAUGGCCAGUCGCCAUACGGACAGAAUGCAUGGGAAUUCAAGCACCCAGAGUUCCGCGCAAACAGCAAAGAAUCACUCGACAACAUUCGCCGAAAGGCACCCGCCCCACGAAAACAAGCCCAACCCACCGACGACUCCGUACCCACGCAACAAAUUGAUCUUCUUAACCAGCAGAUUGUGGCACAACAGCAGCAGAUCCAACAUCUAUCAGACCGCUACGCCCAGCUCACGGUGGAUCAUCAGCUUAUGUUACAGGAAGUGAUGCGAGUACAGAAGACGGUUUUGAACCAUGAGAAUGUCAUUCACCAGGUGAUGACCUACUUGCUUUCGGUGGAUGCGCGCCAGCGUCGAGACAGCAAAGCCGUGCCAUUCCCAGCGCCCGGAACGACAAUGAGCCCUUCCCAGGUAGGUGCAGUGGACGAUGAACCCUCAUCGCCCCUCCAGCAAGCCUCAAAGCUCCUGAAUGAUAUGAACGCCGAACUACAAUUCAAUAUGAACGGUGUCGACUCGAUGAACGAUCCUCAAAAGGCCGUCGUUUCAACCCCCCACCUUGGAUCCUAA
Penicillium verrucosum is the source of this 825-nucleotide messenger RNA. RefSeq lists its product as uncharacterized. The transcript is spliced from 5 exons. Gene Ontology annotation, molecular function: DNA-binding transcription factor activity; sequence-specific DNA binding. NCBI's taxonomy places the organism in Eukaryota, Fungi, Ascomycota, Eurotiomycetes, Eurotiales, Aspergillaceae. The coding region runs from base 1 to 825 and encodes 274 amino acids. Gene Ontology annotation, biological process: regulation of DNA-templated transcription. The record is from RefSeq and is a predicted model, not a curated record.